Molecule: messenger RNA, 582 nt
Organism: Lolium perenne
Lineage: Eukaryota; Viridiplantae; Streptophyta; Magnoliopsida; Poales; Poaceae
Source: RefSeq, a predicted model, not a curated record
AUGCCGCCCCCGCAGCCACAGCAGCCGCCAAGCCACCCAGCGCACACAGGGCCGCCGCCCCGCCAUCCGAAGCACCGCAUCCGCCCUCGCAGCCUCGCCGGUGAAGUCCGGGAGGGAGGACACCGCCUCGCCCCCGAGACAGCGCGACCUCGCGCAGCCCACGAGAGCCCAUCCGGGCCCGUGCGCGCGCCGCCAAGCCCCGCAACGCCCGCGCCACAGCACCACCGCCGCGCCCCGACCACGACCAGGCCGCGCGCCACCACGGCCGCUCUGCAGCCCCGCCGGCCGCCCAGCCGGCCGGCCCACCCGCGCCCGCCGCACCUCGACGCGCUCGGGCGAGCUCCUCCUCGCCAGGGGACGCGGGAGGGGGAGAAACUGCCCCGCCGCCACCUUCCCCGGGCGCGCGCGCUUUGCCGGCCCCCCUCCGGCGGCGGCGAAGCAAGGGAGAGGAUCGGGGUGGGGCUAGAGGCGGCGGCGGCAAGGGUUCCCCCCUUGUCGCCAGAGGAGGGCGACGCGGGGGGACGGGGGUGGUCUCAUUGUUUCCAGUUAUGCCUUAGUAUAUGUAAUUGCAACUAUGUUUAA